UGGUUUCCGUCGUAUCUAUUCAAAACUCAACCCGGACUGAAUCAGUGGGGGGUUCUCUAUGGCUAGGGAUCAAGCACCGAGGUCGUCCAUGGCGUCGACGAUCAAAGCUUACUCCGUUCCUAUUGUUCUUUUCUCAAUUGCCAUCUUCUAUCAGCUUUUUGUCCUUCCUCGUUCCUUCCCCCCUUCUCACUACGACGUUUUGGGAAUAGAGAGGCAUAGCUCCAUCGCACUAGUUAAAGAGGCAUACGAAAGCUUCUCAUCCAAGUGGAACUCAGGUGCAGAAAUUCCUAGUACCAUUGAUUUUAUAAAGAUCCAGUAUGCAUAUGAGUUGCUUAGCAAUCCUUUCUUGAAAAGGGACUACGAUACAUUUGGCAUUGAUGAACAGCUUCAUGUCUUGGAAAACAUCAAACGGCAAUAUGCUGGGGAAAGUUUCUCAAGCGUAGAGCUCCCAUUACUUAAUGCUUCUCCUUCCGAUCCCAGAGAUUUAGCUUUCAAUGUUAUUACAAUGAAGGAUUUUCAGUCUUUGUUUAAUAAUUCUCACUCAUGGUUACUUCAGGUAUAUUCACUUGGGAGUGAUCGCUGUGCUCAGUUUUCUACUGCGUGGAAAACAAUUGCUACUUUAUUGGAUGGGGUUGCAAAGAAUGCUAUGGUGGAACUUGGUGAUGUUCAUCUCGCAACACUCCUUGCUGAGAGAAAGAUGAUCGGACAAGUUUUCUUUAGAAAUGGCCUUCCUUCGCUUGUUGCUUUUCCACCCAGCUGUAACUCUUUGGAUUGCUUCAUUCGGUAUGAAGGAGAUCUCACAGUUGAUGCAGUUAUGGAUUGGUUUGCAACAUCUGUGCUGAAUUUGCCUCGCAUAUACUAUUACCCAAAAGAGUCAUUGGGAGAAAAAUUUCUGGCGAAAAGUGGUCCACACAAGGUGAAAGUCAUUUUCUUCUCAAAGACAGGGGAGCGUGCUACUCCAUUUGUUCGCCAAACUGCUAAAAAUUAUUGGGCAUAUGCAUCUUUUGCAUUUGUACAAUGGAGGCUGGAGGAUUCUUCCGUUUGGUGGAAUACGUUCAAUGUGGAAUCUGCACCUGCUCUUGUAUUCUUGAAAGAUCCUGGCGUAAAACCUAUUGUGUACCAUGGACCAAUCAACAAUUCAAGACUUUUAGAUAUCAUGGAACAAAACAAGCAACUAGAACUACCCCAAUUGAGGAGUGUCUCAACGAUGCAGCUGGGUUGCGAUGCUAGAGGCCAUUCUCCUGCUGGUAAUGAUACCAUCCCAUGGUAUUGUGUUGUUCUAGCAGGAAGACAGAGCCUGGAACUCAACAAAAUGCGUGAAACCAUGUGCAGGAUUAAAGAAAUAAUGUCAAGUGAUAGCGAGUUGAAUGAAGCUGAUAAAGAUCAAACCUUAGCAUCAGCGGCAUUUGCGCUUAGGGAAAAGCGGCUGACAUUUUCUUGGCUUGAUGGCGAAGCCCAAAAGAGUUAUUGUUCGUUCUAUGUCCAAUCAGCAUCCAAUUAUGAAACUUGUGGACCGAGGAGGACAAUGAUUGACGUACCUCGUUUGUAUAUUGUGCGUUACAAAAGGAACAGUUCUGAGGCUAAUAUUACUGUCAAGAGAAAGCCAAAGCAUAUAUGGGAUGGAUUACUAGAUGAGGAUGUGGAUCCUGUAUCCCAGCUAGUUGUGACGUACAAUGGUUCAGUUGAAAUCCCACAGAUUAUGCAGUGGAUCUCAGAAAUAAUCCGGGAUGGUGACACAAGAGAUCUCCCCUUCUACAGGGCAAAAACUCCUGAGCUUGUUCCUGAGGAUUCUGAACCUAACUGGUCCAGUGGUGUUCAACGGAUCAAAAUCAAGCAGAGAAUUCUUAGCAUCUUGAGCGCAAAUUACGAUCUCUUAGGAGAUCCAAGGGUUGGUCCAAGUUUACUUCUGGCGGCAUUAUUAUCUUUUGGUACCAUCUGGCUGACUAGGAGUCAACCAAGGCACCCACGUGAGCCAAGUCAACCUGGUCAAUCUACUAACCAGGAUGAAAUUAGACCACAAGUGAGAGAGAGAAGGAGAAAUACUUCAAGCAAAAAUACACCUCCAUCCAUAACUGACCCAGAGCCAAAAGAUGCUUACCAGAUGCCACUGCCAGAUUCCGACUCCGAGUAGAUGCUGCUUGAAAGGGAAGGAUUUGAAAGAUUUGUCAUAUCUUUAUCUAACAAAAGGAAUGUGGCCAAAUAUACUGCUGAACGGUUAGUUCUAAAAAAUCUUGAGUUAGAAUGAAUUUUCUUUUAAUUUGGGGUGUAAUUUAUAACUCUCAAGAGAUUUGGUUUAAUGCUUACAUUGAGCAAUUAUUGAGAAGUUGCUGUGAUAGCUAGCCGCUCGAGGUUUUGAUGGUGGGAUUUUUAUUAAAGUUAGUAUCCAGUUCAAAUAA
This is a messenger RNA of Tripterygium wilfordii, 2396 nucleotides long. RefSeq lists its product as uncharacterized. Bases 59 to 2131 code for a protein of 690 amino acids. Lineage: Eukaryota; Viridiplantae; Streptophyta; Magnoliopsida; Celastrales; Celastraceae. The record is from RefSeq and is a predicted model, not a curated record. The transcript is spliced from 20 exons.